Molecule: messenger RNA, 6911 nt
Organism: Lentinula edodes (shiitake mushroom)
Lineage: Eukaryota; Fungi; Basidiomycota; Agaricomycetes; Agaricales; Omphalotaceae
Exons: 23
Coding region: 48-6911 (2287 amino acids)
Source: RefSeq, a predicted model, not a curated record
UGGAAAGGUACAAGUUACAACUCAUCUUCACAGUCUUGAUUGACACUAUGGAAUCAUAUCAGUCCCCCAAUACUCCUUUGCGCAUUGACACAGAAUGGCUUGCUAACGCCAACUCACCAUCGACCUCCUUUUCUCCUACCGGUCCCAGCGGCCGCGACGUGCCUGCUCUCCGCGUUUCGACUUCGCCUACAAGAACCAGCUUUGAGAAACCUCCUCCUUCUCCACGUAAAGAUACUUCCCUCAAGAACACAAGUAGAGGAAAUGAAUCCAAAAAGCUUCUUGCACAUGUACUGGAGCAAAUCAAGGAUCGAAAUAUGCCACCAUCAGUAUACGAUGCGUUGUCGUCUGCUGCGGAAAUCUCGAAUGAGAAAAAACUAGGGUCCUUUAUAGACAGGGCAGUUAAGAGGAGGGAUGCAGGGAAGGAUCGGAAGGCAGCCCUAUAUGCAGACGAUGAAAGCGAGGACGAAGAUGAAAGAGUCUUUUCCACAGAUACGACGUUGGAACUCAUGACACGACUUCGAGAGCUACUUAUCAUAUCUGCCUCGCAAGGCUGGCGAAUAUUCGAUGAUGGUAUAUCCCAAGAUCCCUAUAUGCAACGCACCUCGAGCGGUGGCAGGUUCUCAUCACCCUUUCGACGCUCCCUUCAGCCUGGGGGAAAACGUUCUAGAUCUCCCUCUCCAGAUCCUAAAGCUCGAGAUACUACUUCCACAGGUCUCCUCACACAAUGUAUCAGUGCCAUUGCUUCUGUUGUCUCAGAAGAUUGUCGCUUUCAGAUAGCUUCUCCUUCUCCUUCGCGCCCGCCGUACGCAUUGCAAGCCGUCACACUGGAAGUCGCCCAAUUCUUGUUACAUACUUAUCGACGCGCCUCCGAGAUCGUAUCUCAAAUCGUCUUCGCUCUCAUACCCGCGUUCUCGACCUUCCCGAGAGAGAUGCACGCGCGUCUCUUAGCAUUUUUUGAAGAAUGCGUAACGAGAAACGCGUUAGAAGAGCUCAGCUUGAUUCAAGGCGUUCGAGGUCUCAAAUCAGCUCAAGGUCCUCGGCAGCAAAUUGAAGAACAGAACGAAACAGUGGUUUCUAUCAGGGUUGAUGAAGCAUUUGACGAUCCACUGUCUCCCGGCACUUCUGAAUGGACACCGUGGACACGUAUUGGCGCUCAGCUGGUGUCAUUAAGGUCGACGAAUUCACCGUUUCAAUCACCAUCCACGUACGAUUAUGCUUCAUUCUUCUCGCCGCUUCUAGCAGCUAUUCUUGAGAACAUAGACUUUGUUCGUAGCCGUGUUGAGGUGCUACAACGCUUGUACAGAUUACUUGACGCUAUCAUUACCCUCAAAUUGGAUGCCCAUCUCGAUGUCCUAGAAAUCAUUGCAUAUCAUACACCCAACGCUCGACGGAGCGCCACUUGUUUGCUUACAACUUUCUGGCCCAAGGCGGUUGGUCACGUCAUUGUGAGCAAGUCGCCCGUACUGAGGAAAUUUUUGGAUCUUCAAGCUGGGACAAAGCUUCCUGCCUAUGAGACUUCAUAUCAUGUCCAUCAAUUCUCACCCUGGUUCUUCCUCGAUCUGGGGCAGUCUACAUUAGACAAGCCGGAAUGUGAUGCAUGUACAAACCCGGUCCAGGGAUUUGGGCUCUUUUGUCCGUUCUGCAUCUGCACUGUUCAUUUCAACUGCUACCAUUAUCCAGAAGGCAACGUUAGCAUCAAUUACACUUCAAACACCGAUGCCAACGUGACACAGGUCGCCAUGUAUCGACUAUCACCAAUACUAGACCGCAGGACUGUAGCAGGCGCUGGGACUGUCCAGACACAAUAUCACAAUUUCCGGCUCGUGAAUACCUUCACGCUCUGCCUUUGCAUGCUUUGUCAAAAGCCCCUUUGGGGUAGCCAUACGCAGGGCCUGCAGUGUACAACAUGUCACCGAUUCUCUCAUUCCGCUUGUGUUUCGACGAGCCAGGUCCCGCCGUGCGGUAGUAUUCAGAAUAACUGGAGCUGCGUUAUGAUUCCUCCAUCCGCACUGGUACAGUCUUGCGUCGAUUUCUAUCAAACCUUGUUCUCGCUUACGGAACAAAAUAUAAAAAACGGAGGGUAUGAAGAUGUGUCGAUUAUCUACUCUUCGCUGUCCACGCAAUUGCAAAUCAUCAACAAUGGCCUUGAACUAGGUUCCAUUGUGCUGGGUGAAGGGAACUCGUCGCGCUCUCAAACGCAAGAAGUCCCAUUAUUCCGGCUUCAUGAUUUGCUUGCAUGGUGUGAACAUUACCUUUCCUCUGAGACACUCCCUGUAUCCCCUGUCAUCUCGGAAUAUCUCGAGGAAAAUCAUGUAUUCAGAAGGAAUCUGAAUAUGAUGUUUGAAUGGUCUAAUCUCGUCUAUAUCGCUUCCGCAAUUAAAACCACCUUCACUCCCAGAGGCCCUCUCCCCCUUACCUCUGAAAUGUUAUCCGUUUCAGCUCUUCAGGAGAGUUCGCUCGAUCCUGAAGAAAAUAAUUCUCCUUUUGAGGUGGUUUCUUUGGCCCACAUGAGAGACGUGCUUGGAUAUGAAUUCAACGUACACUUAGAUGCUGCUGCAAAGCUGCUCUUGUCGCACAUGCAUCACGUUGGCCUCUUCGACAGAAUAGAUUUGGAACCUAAGUUAUUCCUGUCAGAGGCUCAGGAUACUUACUGCUCCUUCCCUCUCCCAAUUGGUCUCGAUGAAUCGCCAGAUGUCGAGGCUCUGUUUGCUUCUGUAGAAGCCUGUCUCUCGGAUCUAGAUCUUUCAGUCAACGAAGUUGGUUUGUUGCUUCUUUGCCGCAGACUUUGGCCCAGCGGAAUGGCUUCGGAUUAUGCGCUGACAAGACUUACAAGGUCCAUCAUUUCCUGGGUUCUGUCUGAGGACAAGGAUCUUGCAACCAUCCUUCGUGAUUAUCUCGCCAGGCAGAGGGCAUUGCCUGGGGUCAGGUCAGCCUCCGACCCUUUGCCGUGGCCAUCAGUGCCGAAUGGUCGUCCGGCACCGUCAAGUUCUGUGAAUAACGGUGGUGAUUAUGUAGCGUCGAGAAAAGCAUUAGUUAGUCGAUAUGCAAUCCCAUGGCUCCUCGCUCUUCAUCAUCAAAACUCAGAGAAUUAUUGUAAUAUCCUGUACGAUAUCUGCGCCGAACUCGUCGACGACGAGACAGACUUGCCAACUGACCUCUUCAGCGAAGUCCCUGACCACGAUGUCAAGGCACAUGCUGCGCAAUACCACGAUAAGGUCCUACGAUCUUUAACGCGACUACUCCAUAAUUCUCUCACCUUCACCGUAUCCGAAAAACUUUUCGUGCGAUGGUUAUCCUCCCUUUCAAAUUCCGGUAUUAUUUCUUAUCCUAUACCGUCUUUGGUACGACUAUUUCAGAGAGACCAUCAAGAUCACCGAUAUAGUAUCAUGGACAAGCCUUUACCAACAUCUGAAAGUUCUGAAUUUGAUCCCUGGCAUCACAUCCUUGCGAGCGCGGAAACCUUCAAUGGCUUGACGAACAGCAUUUGCUGGCUCUCCGUUGUGGCGUCUUCUGGUGUCGAUGUGUCGGUGGCUACGUACUUCCAUUUUGCCAAUCUGGUGGAAUCUUUUAAGCUUCCCGUGUCAUCGUCACUGGUUUUCAUGAACGCUAUCUUCAAAUCAGUCUGGCUUCGACAUGCUGGACGCCAACAAAUGCAGAAGAUCAUCUCCGAUCUUCACUUUCGUUUGGAUUCGGAAAUUGUACAGUCUUUGAAGAAAAAGGAGAUGUGCCACGAUGCGGUUCUUUUCAUAAAGCAGUCACUGGUGACCUGCUUACUCCUGUAUGGCUGUGACCGGGAAAAGCUUCAAAGUACGGAUCUCGUUACAAAAGAUGACAUCAAAGACCUCCCCCAUCGGAGAAUAUUGGGUCGAGAAUCGCAACUCUUGGAUCCAAUAGUUGUGGAUACCGUACUUAUGAACGCACUUGCUUCUUAUGUGGCUGCCAAUGUGGACGAAGUAACGUGUAUCAUUGCGAAAUUCCUAAACAUUUUCAUAACGGAGUCACCAACUUUGGAAUCACAUGAAGUGGACAACUUCAUUCUUCGUAACGGACAAAUGAUGACUAACUGUGCUUUCAAGUUCUACGACAUACAAAGCCACGAUAUAUCUACUCUACGGACAAGCUUUCUAUUGCGAGUUGCUGUGGUCGAUACGCAACCUCUGCAAGAGCUACUUGAGGAAUGGUUUCGACCUAAUGAAGACUGGAAACUGAGGCUGUCUGCUCUCGUAAAACUAUUCCGUAUCAUUCUGGAUGUGACCAGUCCUGCUUUCACUGUUGAAGGAAGGCAGUGGAGAUCUACCAUCACUGAAGUGUUCUAUUAUUUCUUCAGCACUUUGUGGGCCGAUGAAAAGGAAGAGCUUCGGCUAGCAGCUGACACAUUUUCAUCUAAUUUACUUCCUGCUCAUUUUGAACAAAUCUCGCUAUGUUGGAGCGAACUUCUUGCGAAGUCUCCAAUUGCAGACCGAGUGAAGCUCGUAUCCUUCCUUAUCCAAUUAAGACCUCAUUUUCCGUCGUGGCAUAUGGUCUCUUGGGAAUCUAUUGUCGAAAUCAUAGCGGAAGACCAAUAUGAUCAAGAUGCCGGGAACGAUGGCCCACUUUCUGCACAUUUGUCUUUGUAUGGGCUCUCGUCGAAAGAGGAUCCUGUUACAGAGAGAUCCAGUGCUGACUCCGAAUUGAUCUCUUUAAGAAUUUCAAUCGUUCUCCUCAGUUUAGAUAUGAUCGCAGAAGGGAUUCGGAUCGACUACAACGAUCUGCUGAGAAUCAAGCAACACGUUGCACAAAUUCUAGGUUUUGCAGAUGUACAUGCAAUCCCAGCUGCAAACGGACAUUCAUUUUUCGUGGAGUUUGGUGAUUGCAAAUCGAUUCCAUCUGUUGCAUACCCAUGCAUCAGUCAUUUGUUUGUCUUAUUAGACGCACAUCAUCCGUUACUUAUCACAGACGCGGAAUUACAAGGCUUCGUCAACGAUCGCGCGUGGCCACUACUAGUAGGCUCUCCUUACGUCGACAUCCUGCUCCAUUUAUUUGAUUCAGAAAUCCACGAAUUACCUGGUUUGACAUUGAAAAGUCUGCUUGAAAGCCUCGGGGUCAUCAUAUAUAAACACAACAUCGAGAAUGUCUAUCUGCGACACUUGCAACCGCAACUCAAACGUGCUGUCUCUCGAGUUCAGGAAAUUAUGCUAAAAGACAUAGACUACGAAUGCCGUCAGGUUGCGUUGUCCGUUUUGCAAAGCUACAUCAAAAAAUACCAGGGCUCUCUGCGAUCAUUUGUUCACUUUGCUAUUGAACAGGUGGCGAAAUUAGUGGUUUCGCAAAGUCACCUCAACCAAGAUCCAUUAGUUCUUCAGGCUAAGGCAUUCAUCGACUCAAUGUUGACAGCGUAUUGCAACAACGGAAUUUUCAUUGGACUGAUCAGAAGACAACUGGACCGCAGCCUCUUUGUUGUAUUGAAGCAGGUUCUGGAUGCAAAUGCCAAAGAGAGUGGUUCCCAACAUCUUCUUGAUACAAUUCUUUACGAUACGUUCAGACGCGCUGUCGAAACCGACCAGAACUCCUUUCAAGUCAUGUUGAAUAACCUCCAAACAUUUGUUGAAGUGGUGCAUCACCAGAAUUAUAGCGCGGAAACUAUGACCUUCGUUGGUCAAAGCCUCACAUACCUUACACGACGAAUAUCCGAGUGGUCUCCGGAGGUGGUCAACCCAGCUCCGUUACUUCUUAUUGCUGCACUUCUAAUACAACAUAAUAAAGCCCAAAGUCGAGAUUUCCUAUCUUACACAGACACAGUGCUUAGGGCAGUACUAACACGAAUGCUUGUGGAUGGCGCUACUCUUUCACGCCUUGUACAAGUCACAGCAACACUCUACCGCAAAGGCCCUUCGGUCAAUGGCGAACCUUCAAAUAAUAUCAUUCCUGUCAUCUUUGAGAUAUUAAACGAGGGAUUACGCGUGAAAGCUCGCGUUCUUUCGGGUACAAUCAACUCCAUGUUAGAGACAGUGAUGUCUACGAAUAUCAAUGGCUCAACAACACCUGCGUUGUCUCAUUCAAAUUUGUUCGUGGGGUUAGCAUUACCAGGAAUACACUUCUUAUAUAAUUACUCUUGGACGGAUCACCGCACGGAUAAUGACUUUCAGGCUUCACUGACAGUCGCUAAGGUGUUGCUCCGAGUUUCGAGUAAGGAUCCAGACAUUCUGAUGAAGUUCGUCGAUGUCAGCACAGAGAAAACUGGACCACAGAACACGUCUAUUAGGGCAUGGAAUAUCCUUCUUCUGGCUGUCUUACAAGAUUCUUCAGGGGAAUCAAUCAAUAUGAUAUUCUCUCAUCUUGCGACAUUCUCCCUUGUCCAUCAUGCUGCAUUGCGACCGUACACCACUCGUCCAGGAGCUCAGAUACCAGAAUCUGCAAUAACAGAUAUAAACCAUGCGUACAUUGCUAUCAAAGUUUGGUUGAUUGUCGCCCAAAUAAAAGCGGCGAGGGAUGGAGCAGGAAGUACAGAUGCAUUGAUUGUUUGGAAUGAACUUUAUUCGGUCUUUGAAAGUCUGAUACAUUUCUUCGAGGCUGAAUUUCGUGCUGGAUUGUCCUCCACAUUGGCUAUGUUGACGUGGUCUACGGUGGCCGAUCUCUUCUUAUUUCUAAGACACCUACCAUCCCCAGUUGUACUGCACACAUCUUCACAGAUCAGCCUCUUGGAACGCCUGAAACCCCUCGGUCGAGGCGAAGCACACACAGGAAAGUUGGCGCGAACGAUACGAUCUAUGGCAGAAAAGCCGCUAGAUAUGCCCUUUGAGACAAUGUCCAACCAGGUUGCGAAUGACAUAGUAGCAGCAGAAAAGCUGCGAAUCCUGGAGGCGUUGAACAGGGAGGUGAUCCCGGAGCGAAGAGGAGCCAGAACCCAGAUUACGUUGGAUAGUAAUAGAUAA